This is a messenger RNA of Stylophora pistillata, 3264 nucleotides long. RefSeq lists its product as uncharacterized. Gene Ontology annotation, biological process: carbohydrate transport; transmembrane transport. Gene Ontology annotation, molecular function: symporter activity. Lineage: Eukaryota; Metazoa; Cnidaria; Anthozoa; Scleractinia; Pocilloporidae. The record is from RefSeq and is a predicted model, not a curated record. Gene Ontology annotation, cellular component: plasma membrane.
AUGGCGAUGCUCUGGAAGCUAAUAGCCCUCCAGAACUUACGGUUAGAAGUUUCUCUAAUCUGUUUAGAAUCAAUACACUCUAGUGAUGAAAAAUUGCAUAAGCCAAUGCAAGAUAUCUACAGAUGUCAAACGGUUGAUGGCAAAGUCACUUCGAGUCCUGUUAGAUUACCAGAUUUUGUGUCCCUCUCAUGGAUAGCUACUGGAACAGGAGUCCUCUUUGCAUUCAUCUUUCUCUUUGGUGCAAAGGAACCUCAAAAACUGAACGAAAAGGGGAAGAAAUCAACGUGUGUUGGUAGCAUUGAAGAUCAAGUUGCAGCGAGCGAAAAGGAUGGAAAAUACGAUGAAACUGACUGCAAGAACCCUCCUACAAAAGAGCCUCAGAGACGUUUACGCGUAAAUAGCACAUAUUCAAGUAUUAUGAAUGCUCCUGGAAUCAUAUUGACACCGUUUGGAAGUAAAAAUGCAGACUCUUUUAAAGAAAGUCUUGCCCAUAGAUUUGUGGACAUGAUUAUGGCUUCGUCUCAAUUUGAAACCUACCAGCAUGACCUCAACGAAAGUGAAGAUAUCCUAAGCCGAGAGCAGCGUGAAAGAAAGAAAAGUUUUUUGCGGAAGUCUGUCAACGCUCUAUUGAAAGACAAAGAAAAUGAUUCGGAUCACAAUCAAUCAAAUCCUGACACUGAAAUGGCACGCAACAAUCCAGAAAGCGAGGACACGAAAAAUUGGAUAUGUUUAGAAGUAGAAAAUUUAGAUCGCGAACGUAAGAAUAGUCUCCUGUUUCGGGUUUAUAACGGACUCUUUUCUAGACUGCACCACGCAGAGGAAAGGCAAGCAACAUAUACUGGCAGCAAUGGACAUCAAGCAGCAGAGGACAAUGAAUACGACAAGGACAUAACUGGAGGAAAGUAUUGCAAGAAAGAAGAGAUGGAUACCAUUCCUGAAGAAAAAAUCAGGAAAACGUCCCUUGGAAUGGAUUCUAGCAAUAAAGGAGAGAGGAAAAUUGGAAAUGACAAAGAAACCAUGAUUAAAGACUUCUCUGAAGCGUCAGUUUCGUCCGACCACGGGCAAAGUGAAUACGGCCACCCUGCAAUCCCUAAUGGAGAUGAUUAUAGACUGCCUAGCUUUGGAUUUACCUGUGAUCGUAAUGAAGAUGCGGUGAAAGCAAAUGUUUUGAAUACUUCAGUUGGGAAGCCAAACAAGGCCGUGACUUUCAGUUCACCUGUAUUUCCAGCAAUGCCGUCAAUGCUCGAGGACCAGCCAAAGGAAUUGGUUUUUAAUGAAUUGAUUGGAGAAACAACAAACCUAAAUGAAAGUGCUCAGAAUUAUCUGAGACAAAGUUGGAAAAACGAUGAAAGUAUAGUAUCUUACAAAGGAAACAAUAAUUCCUCAGUUGUAGAAGCAAAUCCUGAUCUACAUGGUCCUCAUGUUUUACCGGAAAGUGUUCAGUCUAAGAGGAAACGUCCAAAAAGAAUCAAAGAUUGGCUGAGAGAUCCAAACUUGUAUAAGGUAGCCAUUAUUUUCACAUGUACACGCCUUGCACAGGACGCUGUAUACAGUUAUUUACCGUUAUUCCUUACUGAAAGGCUGCUAUUUGUAAAGGAAGCUAUCGCCUACAUCCCACUUAUUCUCCUGAUCAGUUCCUCCUUGUCAAGCUUGAUAUGCAACAGACUUAGUAGCAAGAUCGGAAGUAAGUGGAGCUACAUACUGGCGGCUUUCCUUGUGACGGGUGGUGCCAUUUGGAGUUAUUUUCUGGCCGUCCCCACGAAACAGUCGACCUAUGCACCAGUGGUAAUGAUAGGAAGCGGUCUGUCGAUUAUGUACGUAAUGGUACUUGUCUUCAUUACAGAAUUGAUUGGAGAAAAUAAGGAAACCAGUGGAUCAGUAUUUGCCACUAUCACUGUGAUCGCCAGAAUUUCAAGCGGUGGACUAAUCAUUUGUAUACAGAAGUUGUACCCUGAGGAAAGCUCAAACAGGGCGGUUGGCGAGUACGUGCGGCUUGUGUUUGCGAUGACACCUGGGACCUUAACUCUGGUCGGAUUCCUGUUGGUUUUGCUUUUCCAACCAUCAAAAAGUUCCAUCAAAAGUAAAGGGUCACAGAAUUUAGAGGAUCAAGCUGACCAAUCAUCGUUUGAUAUCCAAGUUCCACGCGAAAAUGAAGUAACGCAGAACGUCUGCUUGGAUAAAAAUCAAACUUCUUCUAUCACUGCGGUGCAUUCUUUUUCCGAAGAUACAAAACUAUAGUUUCUGCCACAAGUAUAGUAUAUGUCGGUGUUGUUUGAUCGACCAUUCUAAACAUCAUUACAAAGUUCGUCCAAAGACAAAAUUGACAAUUAAUAUCAUUUAAACAAAGGUAUUUGUGACUUAUUUAUCUCGGUGUUGGGAAGCCUGGUUAAUAAUAUUAUAUUUCACAGGUCUAUUAUAGUCAACAAGAAAUUGAAAAUAUGUUUUUACUAUAAUCUCCGAACGACGAAGAAAUAGCUUUCUAAGUUCUACAGUUCAAUAAUUACAGUUAGCUUUAUUAAUUUUUUUUUUUUAUCAACUCACACCUUACCUAACCGUGAAUUAGGUACGGUACAUAUGGUCAGUUUCUGUGUCGACUCGCCAUUCUAUUAGGAAGAUGCGAUGAUUUUCCUUUCUAUGUGAAUUUAACAAUAAUCUGGAUGCAAGAUACACUCGCUUUUACUUAAUUCAUUUUUCUAACAGGAACUUACUGGAAAUCAAUACUUUGCUUGUUUAAGUUACUUUUAGCAUAAUCCAAAGUCGCAGAGUUAAAUCCUUUCCGUCGAUUCCAGUAAAGAUUAAUGCUGAACAUUCGAGACUGCGGUACGUGUGUACAGUCAUUAUCUUUUAUUUUAAAAUCGGAGAUGAAUUCGUUACUAGUUCAUCCUGUCCGAGAACACGUAGCGGAAUUCUUCAUAAUAAAAGAAAAAAGCUUGAGUAGGGCCCAUCAUGCGACUAUGAUUUUUAUUUUUUGUUGGAUAGCAGUCUUUAAGCACUUUCUUUAACUGGACACAGAAUCUUUGCAAUUCUUUUUAUUCUCAUACAGAUGCUUUUGCUUUGCUAGAUCCCAAAAAGGUUAAAUAUAAAAAUGUGUUGAGCUUACAGUUAAGAGAGUUGUAAAGAAUUUAUACUGCAGAGGUAACGAUGUCUACAGUUAUACAUACCCUAACGUAAUUAAACGCUAGAAGGACAGCGGAGAUGGAUAAUCAUCUCAUCUGUAACAAUGUUUGGUAUCAUUGGCAACCGCUGACAAGUCGGCGGGCUCUG